CAUGUAAAUGUCGCUUUACUCAGACUUGUUUUUAAUUAAAUUCAUUUUAGACAAUAUAAAUACUGAUUUCUCAGCGAAAUAUCAGGUUUUCUGGAGUUAUACCGUAUCAGUUUUUGUUGUACACGGACGUAAAUUCGUAAAGCAAAAUUUGGUUUUGUUACUCGUCAAAAUGACAUCGUAUACGAAUAAAGGUAAAAAGCCGGAGCAGGGUAGUUUUUUGGCAUUUGAUCAUGUCACUUUUUGGGUGUCGAAUGCAAAACAAGCAGCCAGUUAUUACAUAACACGGUUUGGUUUCGAACCACUGGCAUACAAAGGUUUGGAAACGGGUUCUAGAAAAUUCGUAUCUCAUGCCGUCAAACUAAAUAAGAUAACAUUUGUAUUUCAAUCUCAAUACGAACCUGAGGAGACUGAUUUUGUCAACGAAGUAGGUCAUCACGGCGAUUUUGUCAAGGACGUCGCCUUCCAAGUGGAGAAUUUAGACUAUAUUUUAAAUUAUGCGAAACAACAAGGCGCUGUUGUUGUGAGAGAUCUUUGGGAGGAAACCGAUGAAUUUGGUGUUGUUAGGAUGGCAAAACUGAAAACUUAUGGUGACAAUACUCACACAUUGGUGGAUAGAUCAAAAUACAGUGGACCUUUUCUCCCUGGCUAUCAGCUCUUAGGAAAGGAUCCCAUACAAAAAUAUCUGCCGAAGGUAGAGAUCAAUUUCAUCGAUCACGUUGUUGGCAAUCAACCAGAUAAUGGCAUGGAGGAGGCUGCAUCGUGGUACGAACGUUGUCUACAAUUUCACAGAUUCUGGUCAGUCGACGAUAAACAAGUUUGCACGGAGUAUUCUGCACUCCGUUCCGUAGUGAUGGCUAACUGGGAAGAGACAGUGAAGAUGCCGAUCAACGAGCCAGCAGUUGGCAAACGCAAGAGCCAGAUACAAGAGUAUGUGGAGUACCACGGCGGGGCUGGCGUGCAACAUAUCGCUAUCAAUACUGAGGAUAUCAUUACUGCGAUUGAAAACCUUCGAGCUCGUGGUGUCGAGUUUCUUACCAUACCAUCAAAAUAUUACACACUAAUCCGAGAAAAAUUGAAACACAGUAAAGUUAAGGUCGCUGAAAGCAUAGACACGCUGGAGCGUCUCAACAUCCUCAUAGACUACGAUGACGAUGGUUAUCUUCUGCAAAUAUUCACGAAAAACACACAGGAUCGACCAACACUGUUCUUAGAGGUUAUUCAGAGAAGGAAUCACAAUGGUUUUGGUGCUGGCAACUUCAAGACCCUGUUUGAAUCUAUUGAGUUAGAACAAGAAAAGCGCGGCAAUCUAUAGAUUUAUUUUGUGCAGAUAUUUAAUU
Molecule: messenger RNA, 1337 nt
Organism: Melitaea cinxia (Glanville fritillary)
Lineage: Eukaryota; Metazoa; Arthropoda; Insecta; Lepidoptera; Nymphalidae
Product: 4-hydroxyphenylpyruvate dioxygenase-like
Exons: 9
Coding region: 8-1312 (434 amino acids)
Biological process (GO): L-tyrosine catabolic process
Cellular component (GO): endoplasmic reticulum membrane; Golgi membrane
Molecular function (GO): 4-hydroxyphenylpyruvate dioxygenase activity
Source: RefSeq, a predicted model, not a curated record